This is a messenger RNA of Dunckerocampus dactyliophorus (ringed pipefish), 2163 nucleotides long. It is a transcript of the gene gap43, whose product is annotated as growth associated protein 43. The record is from RefSeq and is a predicted model, not a curated record. The transcript has 3 exons. Gene Ontology annotation, molecular function: protein binding. Bases 263 to 1003 code for a protein of 246 amino acids. Gene Ontology annotation, biological process: regulation of growth. NCBI's taxonomy places the organism in Eukaryota, Metazoa, Chordata, Actinopteri, Syngnathiformes, Syngnathidae.
AACCAGGCAGACUGACUGAAGAGAGCGCGUGUGUGCAGACUGGGAUGAGUAAAUGCACUGGACAGCAUAGCUGUUGAUACAGCCAAAGAGAGAGAGCGAGCGAGUGUGUGUGUGUGUGUGCACGAAAGCAAGCGAGAGAGCGUGCACGAGAAAGAGAGAGACAGAGAGAGAGCGAGAGAGAGAGAGAAAGAGAGGAGAAGAGAAAAGGAAAAAAGGGGAAAGAAAGAAGCAGAGAAGAAAAAGGGAGGAUACGACAACAACUAUGCUGUGCUGCAUAAGAAGAACCAAACCGGUGGAGAAAAAUGAGGAGGCGGACCAAAAGAUUGAGCAGGAUGGCACUACCAACAAACCGGAAGACAAGGCCCACAAGGCUGCCACCAAAAUACAGGCCAGCUUCCGUGGACACAUAACUCGGAAAAAGAUGAAAGACGGAGAGGAAGAGAAGGAGGGAGAUAGUCCUGCUGCUACAGAAGAAGCAACAGAGGGCGGAGAGGAGGCGAAGAAAACAGCGGGGUCCCCAGUUAAGGAGGAGAAUGCUGCAGAAGAGGAGGGAAAAAAGGAGGAGGAAACGAGCCAAGCCAAAAGCCCGGUGGCAGAAAAGCCUGCUAACUCGCCAGCAGCUGCUGCUCCCUCUCCUGCAGGAGCAGCGACGUCUCCUGUAGCGGCGGCACCUGCUGCUGUCUCCCCUACAGCGCCUUCCGAGGCCCCCAAAGAGGAGCCAAAGGCCGAGGAAAAAGCUGAAGAGAAGCCCAAAGAGGUGGAAGCCCCGGCUGCGGCGGCCAAGAGUCCCAACACCGCUACAGCUGAGGAAAAGGUGGAAGAGAAGGGUGAGGAGAAACAGGAGGAGGCCAGACAAGCCGAUGUGCCUGCCGCUGUCAGUCCGACAGCUGAGAAGGAGGAGCCUGGUCAAACAAAAGAUAAAGAUGCUGCAGAGGAGUCUAAAGCAGCGGGUGACACCCCAGCAGACGCGGCUGCGGAGGCCACUGAGUCCAAGGAUGACUGAGGCAAAAUCUACUCUCCCAAAAGCAGAAUGAAGAAAAACAGAAAAACAAAAAUCUUAAAAGGUUGCUCUUUGCCUUCCCAAUGAGAAGGCAGUCCGUUUUUUUUUUUUUUUUUUAAUUUGUUUGUCAUUUUUUGUGUGGCAAUGAUUUUCUCAUGUUGGGGGAGUUUCCAGCGUGACGUUUUUUGGCUCAAGCUAAUACUAUGAUAACGUGGUGAUGAUGUCGUUGUUGUUGAUGAUUCUGAAAUAUGAUUGUGACGCUGAUGAGGAGGAAGAUUUGAUUUGUAACAUCUUUUACUAUGUAUUGUAAAGGAUUUGGUCGUGGAUUUAAAAAAACAACAACUCCCAACUGGAUAUGCACACAUUUAUGACGCAAAGCAAAUGAAUUCAUCUUUGUUUGCUCUGCAAUAUCCUUUCAUUACAUACACGUUGCCAAUAACAUUCUACUUCCACCAGUGCGUGCACGAAAUAGCUGGUUUUACCAUGCAACUCCACUUUUCAUGAUGCUACGAGUGUAUCGAAAACACCAACAUAUGAUAUGACAAGAAUGUAUAAAUAAAUGUGUCACAUUUCCAGUUGGAGAGCUGCAUACUACACAUACAAACACAACAUGUAGGACAAUAAUAUUACUCUCCCUCUACUCUGCUUGAAUCACUCAAGCUUUACACCCCUUUUACAAGCAGUCUGCACACUCUUUUGCAGAAAAGGACCUGUUGCCAUUGAAGCGACAUGAUCGUAUAAUAAUAAACUUUAGAAAUCUGCUGUAGUAUUUAUGUCUCGCCAAGACAAUUUAUAUUCAGACAACCAAAUAUGAGAGCAGUAGCAUGAACCAUCGAACCAGAUGCAUGAUGGGAACUCUCCCUCCGAGAGGAACUUUUUUCGCAAUUCUGAAAAUUCAAGAGGUGUGGCGGCUUCUUUUUGAUGUCUUUGGUGUUGUUAUGACAGUUUAUAUGAUUGGAAUCAUUCUCUUGCGCAGAUGUCAAGAAAAAACAUGAAAAAGAGGAAUCACAAACGAGCAAACAACAACUAAAAAACUUUUCCUAUGUUCCAGUGAGUGCAAUGUCCAAUUUUAACCUAUCAAAGAGUUCCAACUUGUGAGGAAAAAAAGAAAAAUGGUUUCAAUGUCUGUUUUCAAAAUAAAGCAAAUGUGCCAAUUAUCGUCA